Molecule: messenger RNA, 1380 nt
Organism: Wallemia ichthyophaga EXF-994
Lineage: Eukaryota; Fungi; Basidiomycota; Wallemiomycetes; Wallemiales; Wallemiaceae
Product: Elongation factor 1-alpha
Exons: 3
Coding region: 1-1380 (459 amino acids)
Biological process (GO): translational elongation; translation
Molecular function (GO): GTPase activity; GTP binding; translation elongation factor activity
Source: RefSeq, a predicted model, not a curated record
AUGGGUAAAGAGAAGCUCCACCUUAACGUUGUCGUUAUCGGUCACGUCGAUUCCGGAAAGUCGACCACCACUGGUCACUUGAUCUACCAAUGUGGUGGUAUCGACAAGCGUACCAUUGAGAAGUUCGAAAAGGAAGCCGCUGAACUCGGUAAGGGUUCCUUCAAGUACGCUUGGGUUCUCGACAAGCUGAAGGCUGAGCGUGAGCGUGGUAUUACCAUCGAUAUCGCUCUCUGGAGAUUCGAAACACCAAAGUACAACGUCACUGUCAUUGAUGCCCCAGGUCACAGAGAUUUCAUCAAGAACAUGAUUACUGGUACCUCUCAAGCUGACUGUGGUAUCCUUAUCAUUGGUUCUGGUACUGGUGAAUUCGAGGCUGGUAUCUCCAAGGACGGUCAAACCCGUGAGCACGCCCUCCUCUCAUUCACUCUCGGUGUCAAGCAACUCAUUGUUGCACUCAACAAGAUGGACACCUGUCAAUACUCAGAGGCUCGUUACACUGAAAUUGUCAAGGAAACCUCCAACUUCAUCAAGAAGGUCGGUUACAACCCUAAGGCCACCGCUUUCGUUCCAGUUUCUGGAUGGAACGGUGACAACAUGCUUGAACCAUCUACCAACAUGCCAUGGUACAAGGGAUGGGAGCGUGAAACCAAGAGCGGUAAGCUCAGCGGUAAGACUCUCAUUGAGGCUAUUGACUCUAUUGAGCCACCAAGCCGUCCAACUGACAAGCCACUCCGUCUUCCAUUGCAAGAUGUUUACAAGAUUGGUGGUAUUGGUACUGUGCCAGUUGGUCGUGUUGAGACUGGUCAAAUUAAGCCAGGUAUGGUUGUCACUUUUGCACCAUCAGCCGUCACCACUGAAGUUAAGUCGGUUGAAAUGCACCACGAGCAAUUAGAAGCUGGUCAACCAGGUGACAACGUUGGUUUCAACGUCAAGAACGUUUCCGUUAAGGAUAUUCGUCGUGGUAACGUUGCAUCUGACUCCAAGAACGACCCAGCAAAGGAGGCUGCAUCAUUCAACGCUCAAGUCAUUAUCCUCAACCACCCAGGUCAAGUUGGUGCUGGUUACUCACCAGUCCUUGACUGUCACACCGCCCACAUUGCCUGUAGAUUCGCUGAACUCCUUGAGAAGAUCGACAGACGUACCGGUAAGACUGUUGAAGAAUCACCUAAGUUCGUCAAGUCAGGUGAUGCAUCUAUCAUCAAGCUCACCCCAACCAAGCCAAUGUGUGUUGAGUCAUACAUGGACUACCCACCACUUGGUCGUUUCGCUGUCCGUGACAUGCGUCAAACUGUUGCUGUUGGUGUUAUCAAGUCAGUUGAGAAGACUGAGAAGGGUGGUAAGACCACCAAGGCUGCUGAGAAGGCAACCAAGAAGAAGUAA